UUUUUGCAUAAGCCUAUCCAAACAGGCUCUAUGUUAGAUUAGGCCCUUUGGUUUUUGGUCUAUUCGUCUGAUCAUUGUGGUAGUUAUCUCCUGCUGGUUCUGUUGUGUAGAAAAGGAGUGCGCUAUUUUGGACUAUUUGGUCCCUCCAUCACUUGAGUUGUUGCUUUGGAAGCCAAGGUCGUGUGAGCAGCUUGCAGCAUGUGGAAAAUCAAUUGAAUCUUUUUUACUAGGAAAACACAAUUACAGAUGGCAGCACAGGUGGCUUUCACUUCAAGUUUUAAGCUGCUUGACAAUGGACAGCUCUCGAAACAACAACUCUUCAUGCCUAAAAGCUCACUUAUGUUGAUGCACAGGGGAUUUUGCUUUGAGAGUUGUAAAAUAUCUCGCUUUCCAUCAUCGAGCAUUUGGAAGGUCAUUGCUCCGUACUUAAUAAAGCUGGAGAGAAGAUCAAACAUGCAAAGGUGCAAGAGACGCUUUUGCCUCGCUUCUCUGGUUGAUGCUGAUGCUGCAGUAAUUUCUGAAUGGGUUCCAACCAUUGACCAAAUGCUCCUCAUGACCAGUAUAUUCCUUACAUAUAUAGCUGGAGUAAUACCUUCUGAAAAAAGUUCUCCUUUAGAUGCUGGAGGCAAUGCCCAAAGUGGAAAUGUGGACACUGACGGGACAUCCUUUUUGGGUAGUGUGAGGACAAGCAAUGAUCACAUCGGCAUAGAAUCUGCAUGGGAUGUAGUAAAUGGAAAACUGAUGAAUUCUUUGUCUUCCAUAAAACGAGUAGAUCUUGGUGCUAUGAGCGUUGAAUCUGAACAGAACCUUGGAAAACAACCUUCAAAUUUGGCCGUGCUUGCUCAAGGUCCAAGAUUAAGGCUGCUGUGGACAUCUUUUCAGUUACUCAAGCAAGAGGUUGAUAGUAUUUCUACAAAUGCUGUUACCUUCGGCAAUGAUAACUCUUUGGCCAUAUUUAAUGGUGUCAUUCAGAAGUUGUGCCAGCAUUUAUGUGUUACUUGGCUGGAAGAGGAACUCUUUCUGAGAAAUGGCAAAACUAACACGGAAUGUCUUUCUUCAGCAGUUAAUAACUUAGAUGAAUAUGGAGUUUUAACGAACAUCAGAAAGUCAGGGAAGGAGCAUCUAUUUGCUGAAUUGAUCUGUGUUCUUAGCUUUGGUUCUCUCCGGAAAGCUGGCUUUUAUAAUGAUAGCUUGUUUAUGGAGCACGGAGUCCUUAUUCUGGAGGAUUUGGUGAUAACGUUGGCAGAUGGGAUUGCAAGCAUGUAUUUGGAGCUUAUAUCUGUUGAUAGUAGUGUGUCAAAUGAAAUGAACAGCCUUGGGUUGAGUUUAUGUACAUUGUCAACCCGAGCACUUCAGAAAUUACGCAAUGAGGCUGCUUUGAAUCAAUGGUUGCAUCAGAACAUGGAAACAGUUGUUUCCAUGUACGAAGAUCGGUUUGACUUGUACACAUUUCAACUCCAGCUUAUCGAGGAAUCUAGCAAGAGGAAAGUUCAAAAUGUUAAUUGGUGGAAGAAGCUUAGGAUGAUGAGUUCUCAGCCUGUUUUAUCUCAAUUGAAUACUGUUGUGAUCAACCAAAUCUCCAUACCUGUUAAACGGACCAAGGAACUUAGGGCCUUGACUGGGUGGCAUUAUCAAGCCCAAAAUGUGAUGUACUUACUGUCAUUAUCUUUCUUUACCCUUUCAGGAGAUAUUACUACAGUCUUCUCCUUGAAUUGGCUGAUAUUGCAAUGCCGUUGAUAAGAACUGUUAUUUCUAAGCUGAGCGAUGCCAUCUCAUUUUUUCUGGUUAGCUUGAUAGGGCGGUCUUUGGGGCUUAUCUAUACGGGGAUAAGGCAAUCCCUGCGGUGGAAGUAAGAACUAGCAGUAGCCAAUUCCCUUUUUGUAUCCACUACAAAAUUUCUUCAUUGUUUAUAGAUGUACUGAGAGAAUAUCAGCUUCUAUUCUUUUAGGCCCACUUGAGUAUUCUCUGGUUAGAUUUUUACUUAACAACUUAAGUCUGUUUCCUAGUACUAGUUAAGAUUCAAACUGUUGAAAGAAUGUCCUGAAAGUUGCUGUUCCUUUUUUCGUUGGCAAGUA
Molecule: messenger RNA, 2075 nt
Organism: Lycium barbarum (goji berry)
Lineage: Eukaryota; Viridiplantae; Streptophyta; Magnoliopsida; Solanales; Solanaceae
Exons: 9
Coding region: 247-1737 (496 amino acids)
Source: RefSeq, a predicted model, not a curated record